AUGAAACUACCAGCGGAAAUCAUCGAGUUAAUAGCAGGACAUUUACCCAAUGAUGACCAAUACAAAUGUCUGACUCUUUCCAAGCCUUGGUUUGAAUCCGUCCAUCGAGCCAUGUACAAGGUGAUCCACAUCAAAAACCGACAUCAAUUCAGACGCUUCUUUCAGAUUAUCCAGGCCAAAGGACACCUUGUUCGCCAGCUUCAUCUUUCGAAUAGUAAAUCAGCAAACAAGAAAAUAGUUGGUAUCACCUCGCUUGAAUUGGAUCAAUUAGCUACCUACUGUCCAUAUAUGGAAAUUUUAGAAUUUGAUCAAAAAGUUUGGAAAUACAGCAGAAUGCCAAGCACUGCGAGAUGGCAUGAUAUGCGACAACUGCCAGCACUGAACAUCAACACCGUGCUGUCACUGCCACACAUAAAUUACUCAAAAUUAACACAACUCUCAUUGCAAGGUGAACUCGUCAGCACGCUGUUUGAUCAGCAACAAUCAGCACUGAUCAGGCUGUUGACCAACAUACCCCACUUGCAGCAUUUAUACCUCAACAGCAAGCAAAACAAAUCGCAUGUGAUUCAUGUGUCUCUCCAAGACAUGGAAUCGAUUCAUAGAGCAACACCCCAUCUUACAGAUCUCGAGCUGAAUGGAUCAUUUAAUUUGACCAUGGACUACACAUCUCCAUCUGAUACAUUAGAUUCCACGCAACAUCUCACACAAACACGCAUUAGACAUCUCAAACUAAAGGCUACGAUACCCCCUCAAUGGAUCUACUACAUGGCAAGAAAAUACCCCCAUUUACACGAGUUGGAUCUAGAAGUACUGGAUUCCACCAUGACCGCAUUUCAUACAACAACCUAUAAAAAGAAUGCCUCUUCUCAACACCAACUGCAGCCACACUUGGCUAUACCCUCUGCCAAGGAAGUUCAAUUCCUGUUCUCGAUGCUCCUGCAAUGCUGUCCUCAACUCCGCAAAAUGCAAAUAGAUAGUGUCACAGGUAAAAUGUACAUGACGGAAGCCUUCUUCGAUACUUUGGCUACACACAAGCACCUCAAGGAGAUCAAGAUGAAGCACUCAACAUACAACUUGGUGUCCAGAGAUCAGUUUUUCAAUCUGUUGGCAGCGAGAGGUCAACAUGUCAUCACGGGGCUGGGCACAGAAGUGAUAGGAACAGACACCCAUAUUGCCAAUAUUGUGGAUCCGCUGUCUCAUUUCACAAAACUCACAGAGCUUGUCUUGUGCUGUGGUCAUCCCUAUUUCGAUUGUGACAUUAGAGCCGUGCUCAGUGGGUGCCAACAGCUGCUGAACCUAACCAUUCGAUCUGCUCAUCUUAUGCUGCCAAAGCAACAGGAGCACCAUUCAGAACAGCAACACCCUCUGACAUCACUGCAUCUCAGCACCGUGUCAUUCUCUACACAUGUUUUUAGCUAUUUAAGCCAGACAUGCCACGCAUUAAAGCAACUCUCCUUUUACGAAUGCGACCAGCGAGACGACGCUGCCAACCAAAUACACAUCCACAUGCCUCACAACGAUUUCGAUCUGGUCCUGAUAAAUGGCAUUCGUCUCGAUUCUGUACCACUCCAAUGUCAUACAUGGUUACCAAACGCAAGACUGUUGACCAUUGAAACAGCGAGCUACAGCAGGAGAUGGUACCAUGCCUACAAUGGCAACAAUUGCUACCAUGAAACACCCAAGAUUCAGAGAUUGAACAAGCGAAAAUCAGCCAUUGCUGAACACUACUAUCAAUAUGGAUGGAUCAACAAUCAAAAAUACCUGCAAAAGGCGAUCAGUAAGAAUGCCAACAAAAUGCAGCAGCAAUCGCAAGGCUAUCUUUACUCGAGGACAAGCAGAGAAUGGGAGCAGGAUUUAUUCUUUGGCAGCAUCUCUAUUCAAUGCAAAACGAUCAAAAAGUGGGAGUUGAUCUGCAACACCACCUAUCAUGAAUUCUAA
Molecule: messenger RNA, 1938 nt
Organism: Mucor velutinosus
Lineage: Eukaryota; Fungi; Mucoromycota; Mucoromycetes; Mucorales; Mucoraceae
Exons: 1
Coding region: 1-1938 (645 amino acids)
Source: RefSeq, a predicted model, not a curated record